AUGUGCUGCUGUUAUUACCCCUCCAUCCAUCUGUGGCUUUUUCUUCUGUUUCAAGGAAAGUGCAUCCAGAGUCACAGAGGUGGCAGCAACACAGAAGAUCAGGUUGCAUCAUCCCCCCCUGGAUUUGGAAAUCUUACCCAGGGAUACAACAAAUAUCUCAGGCCAAACUUUGGUGGAAAGCCUGUGACGAUAGCCGUGAGCGUUAACAUUGCAAGUAUUUCCAGCAUAUCGGAAAGUGAUAUGGACUACACAGCUACAAUAUAUUUGCGGCAAUGCUGGACUGAUCCCCGCCUGGUUUUUAAAGGGAACAAAAGCUUUACUCUGGAUGCCCGGCUGGUGAAUUUCCUGUGGGUACCUGACACAUAUAUUGUGGACUCUAAAAGGUCUUUCCUACAUGAGGUCACGGUAGAGAAUCGACUCAUACGACUGUUCUCCAAUGGUACCGUCUUGUACGCUUUACGAAUUACUACGACAGUUGCGUGUAACAUGGACCUGUCAAAAUAUCCUCUGGAUACGCAGACGUGUAAAUUGCAGCUGGAAAGCUGGGGAUAUGAUGAAAAUGAUAUCUUGUUCACAUGGCUGAGGGGAAAUGAUUCCGUACGUGGCCUUGACAACUUGCGUCUCUCUCAGUACGCAGUAGAGCGCUACUACACCUUUGAAACAAGGUCACAGCAUGAAACAGGCAAUUACCCAAGACUGAUAGUGCAAUUUGAGCUCAAGAGAAAUAUCCUUUAUUUCCUUCUGGAGACUUAUGUGCCAUCCACUCUGCUGGUUGUUUUGUCUUGGGUUUCUUUUUGGAUCACCCUGGAUUCAGUUCCUGCAAGAACAUGUAUUGGAGUGACAACUGUUUUGUCAAUGACCACCUUGAUGAUGGGCUCGCGGAACUCAAUUACGAAAACCAACGGUUUCAUCAAGGCCAUUGACGUUUACCUUGGCAUCUGCUUCAGUUUUAUAUUUGGCGCGUUGGUGGAAUACGCAUUCGCUCAUUAUAUCACAUCUCAGAAAGGCACAGCAAAUAAACCACCAAAGAAUUUUACAAAUGACGUCUUGAGAGAAACUGGAGAGAUCAGCAUCAUCGACAUCCUGAACACUUCUGUCACCAGCUACAAUAAAAAACUAAACUUUCCCACCUUUGAGAAUGGCUUAACCAUGAACCCCAAGGACAAAAUUCGGUUUAUCAUGAAGAACAAAAUGCGCAAAGCCACCGACUAUUUCACCAUCCACAAUCCGAGCAAGAUCGAUCACUAUUCGAAGCUGCUGUUUCCUUUGGUUUUUCUGGUGGUCAAUUUGCUUUACUGGGGGUAUUACUUGUGUUUUUAG
Molecule: messenger RNA, 1320 nt
Organism: Euleptes europaea (tarantolino)
Lineage: Eukaryota; Metazoa; Chordata; Lepidosauria; Squamata; Sphaerodactylidae
Gene: GABRP
Product: gamma-aminobutyric acid type A receptor subunit pi
Exons: 9
Coding region: 1-1320 (439 amino acids)
Biological process (GO): regulation of membrane potential; nervous system process; chemical synaptic transmission
Cellular component (GO): neuron projection; synapse; GABA-A receptor complex
Molecular function (GO): GABA-A receptor activity; neurotransmitter receptor activity; extracellular ligand-gated monoatomic ion channel activity
Source: RefSeq, a predicted model, not a curated record